GAGGCGGUGCUGCGCGGACUGCUGCGUCCUGAAGCAAACAUCUUCACAUCCUCCCAGCGCACUCCGCUUAUCGCUCCGACAUCCUCCUGAUCUCAGCUUUAUCUCUCACCACGGAGGGGAGCCGCGCCGACGUUAGAGCCUCCAGGCCUCCAAGGAUGGACCCCAUACCCGCGGGGCGAGACUCCACCUCAUCGCCAAGCUCCAAACAAGAACUUUCCUACUCGAGCAACCUGAAGCCCAACCAGGUCGGAGAGACCGUGCUGUACGGAAUACCCAUCGUGUCUCUGGUGAUAGAUGGGCAGGAGAGACUUUGCCUUGCGCAGAUAUCCAACACGCUGCUGAAGAACUACAGCUACAACGAAAUACACAACCGGCGCGUGGCGCUGGGGAUCACGUGCGUGCAGUGCACCCCUGUCCAGCUGGAGAUCCUGCGGAGAGCCGGGGCCAUGCCCAUCUCCUCCAGGCGCUGCGGGAUGAUCACUAAACGCGAGGCCGAGAGACUCUGUAAGUCGUUUUUGGGAGCCCACUCGCCUCCGAAGCUCCCAGAGAAUUUUGCAUUUGACGUGUCCCACGAGUGCGCCUGGGGGAGUCGGGGAAACUUCAUCCCGGCCCGGUACAACAGCUCCAGGGCCAAGUGCAUCAAGUGCUCCUAUUGCAACAUGUAUUUUUCUCCCAAUAAAUUCAUAUUUCACUCUCACCGCACGCCGGAGUCCAAGUACACCCAGCCAGACGCCGCUAAUUUUAAUUCCUGGAGACGGCACCUCAAACUGUCCGAUAAAAACGCGCCGACAGAUAUAUUACACGCGUGGGAAGACGUGAAGGCCAUGUUCAACGGGGGCAGCCGCAAGAGGACUCUGCCGGGCAGCGGGUCAGCCUCCAGCUCGCCCUUAAAAUCACAGGGACCCGACCGUCCCCGAGGCUCACCCGAAAUACCCGCCAAGCUCCUCAGCUGCGAGGACAACCGGGGAGGGAUGACGAGCACCCGCAGCUACCCGGUCAUCCCGGUGCCCAGCAAGGGCUUCGGCAUGCUGCAGAAGAUCCCCCCGCCGCUCUUCCCCCACCCGUACGGGUUCCCGGCCUUCGGCCUGUGCCAGAAGAAAGACGAGGGGAUGAUGGGCGAGCAGAGCAAAGCCGGCCUCCCGGGCGUCCUGUGGCCCGGUACCAAGGACAGCGCCUACCACCCCUUCCCCAUGUUCUGGCCCGCGGCGGGCGCGCUGCCCAUGCCCCCCUACCCGCAGAACCCGCACAAGCCCCCGCCGGAGCUGCUGUGCCCCCCCAGACAGACGGACAUGGACAUUUCCGAGCACAGCGACCGCAGCACCAACACGUCGAAGGACAGCGCGGUCGACAACGACCGCUGCUCCAGCACCCAGUCCAUGCGGAACGAGGACGACAAGUCCGGGGACGAGGGCAGGCCGAUGGAGGGGGUCACCCUCCCGCCCCGGAAGAUCAGCUACGUGUCCGCGUUCAGGCCCGUCAUCAAAGACGCAGACUGCAUCGCCAAGCUCUACGGGAACAGGGGCGCCUACAACGGGUGUCGCACCGGGUAUUUAUCCCCAGACUUUUUGAGCGAGAGCUCGAGCUACCGGUCCGUGUCCCCGUGCGUGGACAGCGAGGGCGAGCCGGACGUGGACGUGGAGACGAACAAGACGCCGGAGGAGGAGGACCGGGAGGAGGACGCCCGUCCCCUGUCCUCCGCCGUGUGCCCUCGGACUCCUCCCGGUUUGGCGCGCGCGGCCUCGCCAAACCACGCGGACUCCAAAGCGUUGCAGGACGGCGGUGCGCUCGAGUCCCAGAAAAUGAGCCUGCAUGUGAGCCAGUCCUCUGACAGGGAACUGCAGAGCAAGCAGUUAUCAGAGACCCACAUAGCCGCCUCUUUCACUGAAGUUUACACACCAGAGAGGAGUGAGCUACAACAAAGGAGCAGUCCUUAUCAGUUCAGACCAGCCAAUUACCUGCCCGGCGUUCUUCCAACUCAUGAUGAGAGUGCGAGCAAAGAGGAGCCGUCUUCCACUGUGGAGGAGAUCGAAACCAAAUCUUUUAAUGAACAAAGCAGCGAGGAGAUCCACAGAGAGCCGCAUGAGGGCGAGGACGCGUCAGCCAGAGCUCCGACUGCACAAAGAGACAUACAGAGUCUGGCGAAAGAGGAGCUACAGAAGCAGCUGUUGGAGCAGGUCGAGUUGAGGAAAAAGCUGGAGCGUGAAUUUCAGAACUUGAAAGACAAUUUCCAGGAUCAAAUGAAACGAGAGCUUUCCUACAGGGAGGAGAUGGUCCAGCAGCUGCACAUCGUCAGAGAAGCUCACGACGCGUUACACCAUUUCUCCUGUAAGAUGUUGACUCCUCGCCACUGCAGCGGAUCCUGCUCCUUCAAAUCUCCUCUGCUGCCACCGUGAACCACACACACAGCUGAAUGACAGGCGGUGAACAGACUCAUCCAUGGCUUCGGUCCAACAC
Molecule: messenger RNA, 2454 nt
Organism: Salarias fasciatus (jewelled blenny)
Lineage: Eukaryota; Metazoa; Chordata; Actinopteri; Blenniiformes; Blenniidae
Gene: skor1b
Product: SKI family transcriptional corepressor 1b
Exons: 8
Coding region: 156-2393 (745 amino acids)
Biological process (GO): negative regulation of BMP signaling pathway; negative regulation of transcription by RNA polymerase II
Cellular component (GO): transcription regulator complex; cytoplasm; nucleus
Molecular function (GO): DNA-binding transcription factor activity, RNA polymerase II-specific; RNA polymerase II cis-regulatory region sequence-specific DNA binding; SMAD binding
Source: RefSeq, a predicted model, not a curated record